Penicillium daleae is the source of this 1302-nucleotide messenger RNA. RefSeq lists its product as uncharacterized. Gene Ontology annotation, biological process: secondary metabolite biosynthetic process. NCBI's taxonomy places the organism in Eukaryota, Fungi, Ascomycota, Eurotiomycetes, Eurotiales, Aspergillaceae. The record is from RefSeq and is a predicted model, not a curated record. The coding region runs from base 1 to 1302 and encodes 433 amino acids. The transcript has 2 exons. Gene Ontology annotation, molecular function: FAD binding.
AUGGGGAGCACAACCACCACCCCCAAAGACUUCACCGUCACAAUAGUCGGCGGCGGAAUCGGCGGUCUCACCCUGGCCGCAGGCCUUCUACGCCGCAACGUCCGCGUGCAAAUCUACGAAGCCGCGCCUGCAUUCGCAGAAAUAGGCCUCGGCCUCUCCAUCGGCCCAGCCGCCCACCGCGCCAUGCCCCUCAUUGACCCGCAGAUUCGCGAAAUCUACGACUCGCUGGUGACCACGCACGCGGAUAGCCCCGGGUACGAGAAGUACCGGCAAACCUGGUUUGAGAUUCUCUGGGCGAGCGGGGAGAAAGAGGGCGAGUUGUUGAUGGAUUUGAAGGCGUUGCCGUCCGGGCAGACGACGCUGCGACGGGCGAAUUUUCUGGAUGCGCUGGUUGGAUUGGUUCCGCCGGAGAUUGUGCAUUUUGGGAAGCGGUUGGAGAGAUUGACUGAGAGUGGGGAGGGGGUGGAGUUGGUGUUUGAUGAUGGGUCGGCUGUGAUGGCGGAUGUUGUUGUGGGUUGUGAUGGGAUCAAGUCGAAGGUGAAGGAGUCGAUGCUACCGGAGGAAUCUAAGGUGACCCAGCCAAGGUAUAGCGGUAUGUAUGGAUAUCGGGCUGUGUUGGAUAUGGAGGAUAUGAUUAAGGCGGUUGGGGAACAGCGCGCAAGGGUGUCUACGAUGUAUAUUGGGGAUGGUGCUUAUGGGAUAUCAUACCCCAUCAUGCGGGCUCAGAAGGUGAAUGUGGGAUUUUAUAUUCUCAGCGAGAAGUGGGAUUGUGAUACUUGGGUGAGGCCUGCGAAGAGGGAGGAUAUGGAGCGUGAUGCGAGCAAUAUGGGCCGAUAUGUGCAGUCUCUCAUUGAGCAUAUGCCCGAUCCGUCUCAAUGGGCUAUCUUCGAGCAUCCCCCAAUCUCCACAUUCUGUCGCUCUCGAGUCGCCAUCCUGGGAGACGCUGCCCAUGCUUCAACUCCUCACCAAGGCGCAGGCGCAGGACAAGCGAUAGAAGAUGCACACGUUCUGGCAGAGCUACUUGGUGAUUCCAGAGUGAAUACAGCCCAUGAUGUUGUUGCUGCUUUCAAGGCAUAUGAUGAGAUCCGGCGCCCUCGAAGUCAGAGGGUUGUCACGAGUAGCAAGGAGAAUGCCUAUCUUCUCUGUCUCUGUUUGGACGGAGUUGGGGACGAUGAAACAAAGCUUAAGGAGACCUUUCAGUCUCGACUGCGCUGGCUUUGGGAUUUGGAUAUUGAGGAACAGGCUGAGCGGGCGAAGCAGAGUAUGCUUAAGCACUUGGAGCUUAGAAGAGACGGACCGUAA